AUGCUACCCUCUCACAAUGGUGCAAGAAAGGAUAAAUUAGAAUUCCUUCCCUGUACUUCAUAUAUCUCAUGUGGACAAGGAAAAUUUUAUAACGAUUCGUACUGUUCGCCAGUUGAAGGCAGUCAAAAAAAAUUUUGCUGUGGUGCGUUAGUGCUCCUCACUUAA
Molecule: messenger RNA, 165 nt
Organism: Haemonchus placei
Lineage: Eukaryota; Metazoa; Nematoda; Chromadorea; Rhabditida; Trichostrongylidae
Source: the annotation of a GenBank genome assembly